AUGCUCGGCGAGGGCCUGAGCUGGGAGCGCGACGGCGCCGACUGGCCCAACCGCGAGGCCAGCCGCUUCGUCACCGCGCCCUACCCGGCGGCCGGCCGGCUGACCUGGCACCUGCAGGAGCUGGGCGCCGCGCACGCGCCGGCUCUGCUGCUGCUGCACGGCACCGGCGCCUCCAGCCAUUCCUUCCGCGACCUGGCACCGGCCCUGGCCGCGCGCUUCCGGGUGCUGGUGCCGGACCUGCCGGGCCACGGCUUUACCGCCCUGCCGCCGCUGCGCGGCCUGUCCCUGGCCGCCAUGGCGCGCGGCCUGGCGGCGCUGCUGACCAGGCUGGAUGCGGGGGCGUCCGGCGGGCCCGCCCUGGUGGCCGGUCACUCGGCCGGCGCGGCGAUCCUGGCGCAGCUCUGCCUGGACAACCGGCUGAGCCCGGCUGCCCUGAUCGGGCUGAACGCCGCGCUGCUGCCCUAUCCCGGCGCGGCCAACCCGCUGUUCGGCCCGGCCAUGCGCCUGGCGGUGUGGAACCCGUUGGCGCCGCGCCUCUUCGCCGCGCGCGCCGGGGCCGGCAUGCUGGAGCGGCUGCUCGCGGCCACCGGCUCCAGCAUCGACGCGCGCGGGCGCGCCCUCUAUCGCCGGCUGGCGCGCAACCCGCGCCAUGUCGGGGCGGCACUCGGCAUGAUGGCGGGCUGGGAGCUGGAGCCGCUCUACCACGCCCUGCCCCGGCUGCCGGUGCCGCUGGUGCUGCUGGUCGGCGGCGCCGACCGGGCGAUCCGGCCCUACCAGGCCCGCCGGGUCCAGGCCCAGGUGCCGGGCAGCGAGCUGCGGCUCUUCGAGGGUCUGGGUCACCUGGCCCACGAGGAGGCGCCGGCGGAGACCGCCGCGGCCAUCGUCGAGGCUUUCGCCAUGCGCGCGAUGGACAUCAGCGGGCGCGGCGGGGCCCUGCCCGCCGAAACGGGCGGCGCGGCCGACGCCGGGCGCCCCCACGCCGUGGUGAUCGGCAGCGGCUUCGGCGGCCUGGCGGCGGCGGUGCGCCUGGGCGCGCGCGGCUACCGCGUCACCGUUCUGGAGAAGCUCGAACAGCCGGGCGGGCGGGCCUGCGCCUUCCGCCAGGACGGCUUCGUCUUCGACGCCGGGCCGACCAUCGUCACCGCGCCCUUUCUGUUCGAGGAGCUCUGGGCCCUCUGCGGCCAGCGGCUCGCCGACACGGUGGAGCUGCGCCCGCUCGACCCCUUCUACCGCAUCCGCUUCGCCGACGGCGCGCACUUCGACUACUCCGGCGACCCGGCGCGCAUGCGGGCGGAGGUGGCGCGCUUCGCGCCCGGCGACGUGGCCGGCUACGAGCGCUUCAUGCGCGAGAGCGAGACGGUCUUCCGCAUCGGCUUCGAGGAGCUGGGCCACCUGCCCUUCCAGCGCCUGUCCGACAUGCUGCGGGUGCUGCCCGACCUGCUCCGGCUGGGCGGCCACCGCUCGGUCUACCGCAGCGUCGCCCGGCACAUCCGUGACCCGCGCCUGCGCGUGGUCUUCAGCUUCCACCCGCUGCUGAUCGGCGGCAACCCCUUCGCCGUCACCUCGGUCUACACGCUGAUCAACCACCUGGAGCGCAAGUGGGGCGUCCACUUCGCCAUGGGCGGCACCAACGCGCUGGUGCGCGGCCUGGCGGCGCUGAUCGCCGGGCAGGGCAGCCGCAUCCGCUGCAACGCCGAGGUGGCGGAGAUCCUGCACGACGGCCGGCGGGCGACCGGCGUGCGCCUGGCCGACGGCGAGCGGCUGGCCGCCGCGGUGGUGGUCUCCAACGCCGACACCGCCUGGACCUACAAGCACCUGCUGCCCGGCCUCAAGCGGCGGCGCUGGGGCGACCGGCGGCUGGCGCGGGCGCGCUAUUCCAACGGCCUGUUCGUCUGGUACUUCGGCACCGACCGACGCUACGAGGCGGUGCCGCACCACAGCAUCCUGCUGGGCCCGCGCUACCGCGGGCUGAUCGACGACAUCUUCCGCGCCAAGCGGCUGGCCGACGACUUCAGCCUCUACCUGCACCGACCGACGGCGACCGACCCAGGCCUGGCGCCGCCCGGCUGCGACGCCUUCUACCUGCUCUCGCCGGUGCCCAACCUGGACGGCGCCACCGACUGGGCGGAGGCGGCCGAGCCCUACCGCCAGCGCCUGCAGGCGCACCUGGAGGCGACGCUCCUGCCCGGUCUGGGCGCGGCCCUGGUCAGCCAGCGCGUGCAGACGCCGGCCGACUUCGAGACCCGGCUGCUCAGCUACCGCGGCGCCGGCUUCGGCCUGGAGCCGGUGCUGACCCAGUCGGCUUGGUUCCGUCCCCACAACGCCAGCGAGGAGCUGGAGCGGCUCUACAUCGUCGGCGCCGGCACCCAUCCCGGCGCCGGCCUGCCGGGGGUGCUCUCCUCGGCGCGGAUCCUCGACCAGGUGGCGAUGCUGGCGCGGGCGGCCGACCGCAGCGCCUGCCGCGCGCUGAUCCGCGGCGGCUCGCGCUCCUUCUUCCUCGCCUCGCUGCUGCUGCCGGAGCAGGUGCGCGCGCCGGCCUACGCCCUCUACGCCUUCUGCCGCCUGGCCGACGACGAGGUGGACGGCCAGAGCGGCGGCGGCGCCUCCGGCGCGGCCGGCGGGCUGGCGGCGGUGGAGCGGCUGCGCGAGCGGCUGGAGCGGGUCUAUGCCGGCCGGCCGGGCGCGAUCGCCGCCGACCGCGCCUUCGCCGAGGUGGUCGACCGUCACGCCAUUCCGCGCGCCCUGCCCGAGGCGCUGAUCGAGGGCUUCGCCUGGGACGCCGCCGGGCGCCGCUACGAGAGCCUGAGCGAGGUGCGGGCCUACGGCGUGCGCGUGGCCGGAUCGGUCGGCGCGAUGAUGGCGCUGCUGAUGGGCGCGCGCGCGCCGGAGGCGGUCGGCCGCGCCUGCGACCUGGGC
This is a messenger RNA of Symbiodinium necroappetens, 2916 nucleotides long. NCBI's taxonomy places the organism in Eukaryota, Dinophyceae, Suessiales, Symbiodiniaceae. The record is from the annotation of a GenBank genome assembly.